AUGAUCAAAAGUCGUGACCUGAACCACAGAACACAAGUUCCAAAAGAUGUCAGCUCUCCAUUCAUGGUAACAUUUGCUGCCUCUGGCAGCGAUACUGACCCUACGAAAUGGAGCUUCAGGCUUAGAGCAUUGGCGACCAUAAAUGUCACUCUCAUAGCAUGGAUCACCACUGUUGCGUCAAGCAUUGAUGCAGCCGCGCUCGUUCCUGCCGCUCAGGACUUUGGCGUGUCAACGAAGAUUGAAUCGCUAGCAACGGCAUUGUUCCUCGUGGGCUUGUCCUUUGGAGUUCUUACCGCCGGGCCAAUCUCUGAAGAGUACGGACGUAGUGCUGUAUACAUCGCAACGAUGGCCUUAUUCAUGAUCUUCACCAUGGCCUCUGCUCUGGCUCCCAAUAUGGCAUCACAAGCUGUAUUUCGAACUGCUGCCGGUUACUUCGCUGCAGCACCGCUCUGCUGUGCUGGUGGUUCUGUGUCGGAUCUAUGGACCCAUACGGAGCGAGCCUGGGCGUUCCCGGCAUUCGCGGUCAUCGCCUUUACAGGUCCAAUUUGCGGACCGAUCAUUGGGGGCUACAUCGUUGAGUCAAAGACUUUGAGCUGGAGAUGGUGCGAGUGGGUCACAUUGAUAAGUUCCGCCGCAAUACUGCUGUCUGUGACCCUUGUCCAGCCGGAAACACACCCACCGACCCUACUUCGAUGGCGUGCCAAACGGCUUCGCACCAUCGAAUGCAACCAACGAUUCUUCGCUGAAGUCGAUCUCAACCGCAUCACCUUCAGGCAGCGCCUGAGAGCUGCACUGUAUCGGCCAUUGGCCCUUCUUUUCAACGAGCCUAUCGUGAUGUGCCUGAGUUUGUACCUGACCGUGAUAUACGUGGUCAUCUUUGUCUUCUUUCAAGGAUAUGACUACAUAUUCAGAGAAAUGUACGGCUUCAGCCAAGGCAUGACCGGAGUCGCAUUCGCGGGCACUGCAGUCGGCAUCAUCCUUACAGCAUUCCAAAUCCCGCUCGUCUACCAACGAUAUAAAGCAGAUCUGGCCUUGGCAGUCAGCAAUGGAGACGACCAUGUCCCGCCCGAACGUCGACUGACAUUCGCAAUCUACGGUGCACCUUUCCUCCCAAUUUCAAUGUUCUGGAUCGGCUGGACCUCUUCUCCAACCAGCUCUUACUGGUCACCGUUAGCCGGAAGCAUCUUCCUAGGCUACAGUACGCUUUGCAUCUACAUGUCUUCAUAUCAGUAUCUCAUCGACGCCUAUGGACCUCAUUCUGCAAGUGCUUUGGCAAGCGUCACAUUUGUGCGGUACCUGGUGUCUGCGGGAAUGUACGUCGCUGCGAUCCCGAUCUUCGAUCACUUGGGCGUGAAAUGGACCUUGACGAUCUUGGGAAUCGUCAGCGCUUUGAUGACCCCAAUACCAUACAUUCUGAGCAGAUAUGGAGAUAGAAUUAGAAAGAGUUCUCGAGGUUCGUACCGACGUUGA
Molecule: messenger RNA, 1470 nt
Organism: Pseudocercospora fijiensis CIRAD86
Lineage: Eukaryota; Fungi; Ascomycota; Dothideomycetes; Mycosphaerellales; Mycosphaerellaceae
Exons: 3
Coding region: 1-1470 (489 amino acids)
Biological process (GO): transmembrane transport
Molecular function (GO): transmembrane transporter activity
Source: RefSeq, a predicted model, not a curated record